UAGUUUCUGAAAACGCAUUGGUUUGGGGGGCAAAAAGUUGCACUUUUCAAACCACUGUUUAAUUGGACAGGAUAUAUAUCUUAUAACCAAGAGCAGAAACAAAAAAACAGCGUAUUCUAAUUUUGAGGCCUUGAGUGUUUCUGAAAAUUCUGUAGUGCCACUUUUCGACAAACGUUGGAAAUACUUUUGUUGUAUUCUGAAGAUAACUUAACUGCAUGUUAAGUAAAUCCGAAUACAAGAUGCUUCUGUCUCCAGCAAAGACUCCCAUUCGUAGAAGGGAUGCCUUGCACACAAUGGGUAUACCCUUUGAUGGCCUGAUAAGUCAGGCUACUCCUAUGAAAGAACUAUUGAAAAAGGCUGGGGUUGACUGCAGUGACUCAGAAGAGAAAAAUGAUGGUCCUGUCUUCGAAGAUAAAGCUGUCCGGAAAAAAGUUCUGGAAAGGCCUUCAAAGAAGGUUAUGAAGUCCACACGAAUUCAUGAAAACUUUAAUAUUGGUUCUGUGCCACGUAUGUAUUUUCCUGAUUUCAGACGUGUUGUGAACAGUUCUCAAAGUAGCUUAGACAUAUCUAAUAAUUUCAAAAGCUGUUCCUUGGAGACGCGGAAGAAGCCACGUGCGCCGCAUAAUGAUAAUGCAGAAACUAAAAAGUUUAACAAAAUACCAUUUUCAACUGAAUGCUACGUUGCCAAUACCAAGAAAGAGACUAAGAAAGAAUUUGAUCCAUUGCUUGAAAGUUCCAAAAUGUGGAAACAGAAUGCUCCAUACACUGAAAAAAGUCCAGUUUUUAAUAAAUCGGCAGCAAAACUUGGCCAGUAUCCUGGAGUGUCAUCUAUGCAAUUUAGAGAACAAGAACUGCCUAAUUUUGUAAGAAGUGAAAGGAAUAAACAAUAUCUAUUUAAAGUAGCUUCUCCUGCUGAGAGUAGCGACAGUGACAUCAGUGAAGAUGAUCAGGAUAUAAGUAUUCUUUUAGUGUCAUUAGAUGAGGAUGAAAGCACUAAUAAUGAAACAUCUAAUGACACCGCGAAGACUGACAGUAAUCCCAUGGAUAUUAGUUUGGAAUUGCAUAAUUUGGAGCAAAGGUCUCAGAGACAUCCACUGUCCUUUACAAAUAUUAGCUCGGCAAAAGCCACUUAUAAUGGUGUGCUUGAAACCCCUGAUGUUCAAGACUUUGCAAUCAGCCCAAAGAUUUACAUAACUAAAAGUAAAAACCACAAAAAGCGAAGUGAAAAAAAAGUGCCAGAAAUAAAAGUGAAUGAUACGGAUGCAAAAACAGAACCAACUGGCAUCCACCUUUAUGAGUGGAAAAUCAGGCCCAUUAACUUAACUGGGUUAUGUGUUGAAGGAAUAAGAAGAGAUAUGACUGAGGAGGCAUUAUUAUGGCACAGCACCCUAAUCUGUAAACGAAUAGCACAUAAUGUUGUGAUGACAGUCACUGGCAGUGUGUAUGUUUUGGUUGGAAAGAUGAAUCCAAGUUCUCUUAAAUGUAAAGAGUUUCCCUCAUCUUUCCUUAAAAAAUUUGCUUUUGGAUUUCCUCAAAACUGGAAGGUACACUUUGACAACUACAUUAAAGAGCUUAACAGGUCUAAUUCCAAAGCGUCUAAAGGAAGUAAGGCAAAAACUAAGGUUGAGUGCAAACCUAAUUCAGAGACAGAAAGUUUGUUCCAGAAAUCUGUUCAAUCUCCUAAUGCCACAUUUUCACUGGAGACAAUUAAAGUAACCCGUAGUGGUAGACGAAUCAGACCUCCACAGAGAUUAAUAAUGGACGAAGACUUUAACUUGGCAACAAAAGUGAGAACAGAGUGCCAAAAGAAAUGCAUGAAAGUUCAUCAAACAAGCAGGAAAAUUGACUCCAAGAAGAAGAAACUGAAGGAACAAAGGGCUCCAGCAAAGGUCCCCUUAACAAUAAAUGCAGAAGUUGGAACCCUUGACAGAAAGGAACAGAUGAGUCCGUUUCUGGAGCACAUAUCUAAAGAUGAACAUGGUGACAUUUUUAGUGCAUCCCCAUUAGGGAACAGAAAAGUAAAGCUGGCAACAAAAGUGAGAACAGAGUGCCAAAAGAAAUGCAUGAAAGUUCAUCAGACAAGCAGGAAAAUUGACUCCAAGAAGAAGAAACUGAAGGAACAAAGGGCUCCAGCAAAGGUCCCCUUAACAAUAAAUGCAGAAGUUGGAACCCUUGACAGAAAGGAACAGAUGAGUCCGUUUCUGGAGCAGAUAUCUAAAGAUGAACAUGGUGACAUUUUUAGUGCAUCCCCAUUAGGGAAUAGAAAAGUAAAGUCAUUAAUGUCUAAACAGCUGGCAACAAAAGUGAGAACAGAGUGCCAAAAGAAAUGCAUGAAAGUUCAUCAGACAAGCAGGAAAAUUGACUCCAAGAAGAAGAAACUGAAGGAACAAAGGGCUCCAGCAAAGGUCCCCUUAACAAUAAAUGCAGAAGUUGGAACCCUUGACAGAAAGGAACAGAUGAGUCCGUUUCUGGAGCAGAUAUCUAAAGAUGAACAUGGUGACAUUUUUAGUGCAUCCCCAUUAGGGAAUAGAAAAGUAAAGUCAUUAAUGUCUAAACAGCUGGCAACAAAAGUGAGAACAGAGUGCCAAAAGAAAUGCAUGAAAGUUCAUCAAACAAGCAGGAAAAUUGACUCCAAGAAGAAGAAACUGAAGGAACAAAGGGCUCCAGCAAAGGUCCCCUUAAAAAUAAAUGCAGAAGUUGGAACCCUUGACAGAAAGGAACAGAUGAGUCCGUUUCUGGAGCAGAUAUCUAAAGAUGAACAUGGUGACAUUUUUAGUGCAUCCCCAUUAGGGAAUAGAAAAGUAAAGACUUGUAAAGUGUUAGCAACACCAUCUCGAAGAGUAUCCCGAAAAUUGAAUGAUGGUAAAACUGAGUCUGUUGUUGGACAGCUCUUCAAGAAAGAUGGGGAAGAACUGUCGAAUUACAGCAGUGAUGAGGAUCACUACUUUUACCUGGAUGAAUAAUUUUAGAAAUAAAGAUAAACAAUUUUUUUUCUGUUUUGAGCCAAAGUGAUGGCUUAAUCAGACAACCAGAUUCACUUUGUUUUUGAAGUUUAAAAAAUUAGAAGCAUAAAGGCCUGAUUGUUUUAUUCAUAUGGCUGUUCAGUUCAUGCAAAAGUAAAACCGUUUUUUUUUUUUUCUUCAAACUAAAUUUACAGUUUUUGCAAGAUUAUUAAAUUAUGGUAAAGUAAUAGUUGCAAAAAAUUAUUUGCACAUUUUCAGUAAUAACCCUUCUUUGGAACCACAUCAGCUGAUUGUUCUUAGGGUUUUCAUACUUUUUUUUACAUAACAUCAGUUCAUAUAACUGAGCGCAUAUUAUUUUGUUAAGCAUUAUUAGAACCAUUCAAUAGAUUGUUUUAUUCAUAUGGCUGUUCAGUUUAUGCAAAAGUAAAACCUUUUUUUUUUCAAACUAAAUUUACAGUUUUUGCAAGAUUAUUAAAUUGUUUAUGGUAAAGUAAUAGUUGCAAAAAAUUAUUUGCACAAUUUCAGUAAUAACCCUUCUUUGGAACCACAUCAGCUGAUUGUUUUUAGGGUUUUCAUACUUUUUUUACAUAACAUCAGUUCAAAUAACUGAGUGCGUAUUUUGUUAAUCUUUAUUAGAACCAUUCAAGAGAUUGUUUUAUUCAUAUGGCUGUUCAGUUCAUGCAAAAGUAACAUUUUUUUCAAACUAAAUUUACAGUUUUUGCAAGAUUAUUAAAUUGUUUAUGGUAAAGUAAUAGUUGCAAAAAAUUAUUUGCACAUUUUCAGUAAUAACCCUUCUUUGGAACCACAUCAGAUGAUUGUUCUUAGGGUUUUCAUACUUUACUUUUUUUUUCCCCAUAACAUCAGUUCAAAUAACUGAGUGCAUAUUAUUUUGUUAAGCUUUAUUAGAACCAUUCAAGAGCUCAGAAAUCAGAUUGCUUGUUUCAUGGUAGGUGUCUAGUUUUAAAAAUGUUUUUAAAUGUGUAGCUGGCACAUUUUGCUGUUCUAUAAGUUAAGUUGUAUAUUUCAACAUUUGCAUUUACAUAAUUUAUUAUGGGUUUUAGUUUUCAGUGUAUUGUACUUUUCAUGUCUAUGAUAAAGUAAAUGUACUUAUAAAAAAGUGGCAGGUGUUAUUUUCUAAAUGUGUUAAAAGACAAUCUGACUUUGUUAAAUUCUGUAAAUCUGUUUCUUGUGUAGUAUAUUUGUUGAAGGAUAAACAUGUAUACAAAUCUUA
This is a messenger RNA of Polypterus senegalus (gray bichir), 4194 nucleotides long. RefSeq names its product mis18-binding protein 1-like. The coding region runs from base 216 to 2963 and encodes 915 amino acids. The transcript has 19 exons. NCBI's taxonomy places the organism in Eukaryota, Metazoa, Chordata, Cladistia, Polypteriformes, Polypteridae. The record is from RefSeq and is a predicted model, not a curated record.